This is a messenger RNA of Ostrinia furnacalis (Asian corn borer), 623 nucleotides long. RefSeq names its product MORN repeat-containing protein retinophilin (gene rtp). Gene Ontology annotation, biological process: response to axon injury. The transcript has 4 exons. Lineage: Eukaryota; Metazoa; Arthropoda; Insecta; Lepidoptera; Crambidae. The record is from RefSeq and is a predicted model, not a curated record. Gene Ontology annotation, cellular component: cell projection. The coding region runs from base 52 to 522 and encodes 156 amino acids.
GCCGAAGCCCUUACAGUGUUGGUUCAGUACUGACGGAACCACGCACUCAACAUGGUUGACGUAAUAGAUCCAGGAGUAGUCAAGACCGGCGCCUACAAGUAUGAGGACGGUACGCGAUACGUCGGCGAGUGGAACUCGAAGGGACAGAAGCAUGGCAUGGGACACUUGGUGCUGCCCGAUGGGACGCGGUAUGACGGCGCCAUGAUCGGUGGUCUUUGCUCUGGACUGGGCGUCAUGGCCUUUCCAGAUGGCGCCAAGUACGAAGGCGAGUUCAUGCAAGGCUGGUUCCAUGGUCACGGAGUCUUCUGGCGAGCAGAUGGCAUGAAGUUUGAGGGGGAGUUCCGAGGGGGAAGAGUUUGGGGUUUAGGUCUGGUGACCUUCAGCGAUGGCAGCAACGGUUUCCCUCGCAACGAGGGCUUCUUCCAGGACUGCAGGUUGGUGCGCCGCAAGCGUUGCCCAGAGGUGGUGCAGCGAGCCCAGAAGGUGGCCUAUAUGGCGCGCGCGCAGUGUCAGCAAAUGUAAUUCAUGGAGUCAAUAAAGGCACUUUUGUUUUAUAAUUAAUGGCUGUGUUUGGUUCGAAAGCUGAUCUAAAACAGAAGACCACGGAAGACCAGCGUCGUGGC